Messenger RNA from Pieris macdunnoughi, 609 nucleotides. The record is from the annotation of a GenBank genome assembly. NCBI's taxonomy places the organism in Eukaryota, Metazoa, Arthropoda, Insecta, Lepidoptera, Pieridae.
AUGGCACAUAAGGUUGCGAAACACUGUUCUAUAUCAACACAUUAUUUUAUGGAAUCUAAACCUAAGCUGUUCAAAAAUUCCUAUUUUUUAAAAUCUAGGGUGACCGAGGUGUUGGAGACGAUUGUCUGCAAAACCGAGCCUCCAGAAUCACCGCCGAAGAAAGUCAGGAGUGAAGACUUCGGCUGCGCACUCUAUUUAGACCCAUACGCCCAUCUACGGUACAGAACCGCCCAGACCUUCCGACCCUGGGGCAAAAGGGAGCCAGAACUCCUACACCCAGAAAGGGUGGUCCGAGUAGCAGAUUGCAGGAGGUUCGAACACGACUUCCAGCCAAACGUUGCCCUUAAACCACUAACUCCGCCUAUAGACGACGUGACUUCAUCCACGUCACCACCCCCAUCAGACCCAGAGCUCACUGCCCGGUUAUUAGACGCAGAGGCGCGUUUAAACGAACGCGAGCGAACCCUGGACGAGAGGGAGGUAGAGCUCGCCAGGCGCGAGGCAAGGCUCGAGGAAAGGGAAAGAGAGAUAGAGAGGAGAGAACGACUCCUCGAAGAGAAACCAGAGCCGAAUUCCUCUCCGCCCAGGGAUAGUGAUCCGCCUUGUUGA